Messenger RNA from Aspergillus steynii IBT 23096, 4527 nucleotides. Its product is annotated as tetratricopeptide repeat protein. Gene Ontology annotation, molecular function: protein binding. Lineage: Eukaryota; Fungi; Ascomycota; Eurotiomycetes; Eurotiales; Aspergillaceae. The coding region runs from base 385 to 4377 and encodes 1330 amino acids. The record is from RefSeq and is a predicted model, not a curated record. The transcript has 2 exons.
UCUCGACCAGGUGCUGGAAGACUCGUCGCCGAAGGAAAGCGCCAUCCGCUCCACCCUCGAUACGACCUUGAAGUUCAUCGACACGGUCGGGGGUGUGGUCGCGGGCGGCGCAUCCGAAGUGAGUUUGCUUCCUUCUCCCCGAGCUCCGACCGUGUUGGGGUUUGAACCAGCCCAUGAGCACGUAACGAUCUAAAAAAAGACGCCGCUGAUAGCCGUGUUUGCGUGCGAAUUGAGGUCUUUGGCCCUGCCGAAAUAUGUUUCAACGCCGUGAGCCUAGUCAUCCAUGCAUGGCAGGGCUACCAAGACGUGUUCGAGAGCUUGGCGGGCCUGCUCGACAAAUGCAGCCAAUACCUGGGCCGUCUAGAGUACUACAUCCGCGGUGGCAUGGAUGCCCGACUGGCCAAGGUGGCCUGUCAACAUCUGCAACUAUUCGUAGAGAUCUGCGAUCGCACCAUCAAGCUGCGACACUCGAAGAGGAGGAAGUUGAUGGUCUUUUCCAAACUAUUCUUUCUCAAUGACAACGAUAUCCAGGAUUUGCUGGACAAGAUGGACAGCCUGGUUGACCGCGAAGGCCGCUUGGUUACGGCGCAAACCUUCCGUUUCGCAUCCCAGGCUGCCAUGGGCACCAAGGAGAACCUGGCUAUUAGCAGGGCCGUGAACAGUAAAAUCGAUAUGCUCCUCGCAAAUCGGUCGGAGCAGAUGAAGGAGACUGAUACCCAGCGAAGACGGGAUCUGAUUCUCAAGAAAUUGGCGUUCGAUGAGAAUAAACUCGAACGUGGAAGGCACGAGCCUGACCCGCUCUGGCAACGAGCAUAUCAAAACAUUCGAAGACUCGUCGUGCCGGGCACGGGGCAGUGGUGUUUUUCUGAGCCUCUAUUUGUGGCUUGGGAAAGGAACCAAGAAAUGAGCCCGCCUAUUCUUGGGAUCGAAGGCGUCGAAGGCUCCGGUAAAAGCUACCUAGCCUCCACCAUAAUACGACGGCUUCGGAAUCGCAGCUCUGUGGAUAGUUGUGGCUCGCGGACCUUGCUAGCCUUUUACUUUCUCGAGGGCGACUCGAAGGAAGAGCUCAAGAGGACGAACCAUCUAGAUCUUAUUAUCAAGUCACUAGUUUGGCAGUUCACCCAGGCCGAUGCUUCGUAUUUGAGAUUGGCAGCCAAUGUAUGCGAAGAGACCAGCGACCUGGACCCUGACGAAAUUCCAGAUUAUUUUCUGUUCAACAAAGAUCUGGCUCGAGUUAUUGACGCGACCUUCUUUAUUGUCAUCGACGGCAUAGGUGACAUUGUUGGCGAUGCGUUGAUCAGGUUCCUUCGUAGAGUGUCAACGCUCACAGCUGACCAUCAGCGCGUCCGUGUUCUUCUCACUGGCCGCCCGAGGGCUUUUGAACAACUCGGGUCAGUCAAAGGUAUGUCGUUUGAGAAAAUAUCUAUAAGCACGAAAAACCGGUCCGAUGUGGAAAAGUACACGCAGUCCCGAAUGAAUCAUAUCGAAGCGCUCAAAGACACGCGCCGCAUGGGUAUCCCAGAGCUCAGGCGAAAGAUAUGUGACACUCUGUGUGAAAAGACCGCGGGUGACUAUUUUAGGAUCAACACAAUCCUCAAGCACAUCAGCACACUAGAUUAUGUUCACGAUAUUGAUCAGGUGCUGGAAGAUGCUGGAAAGGAGCGGUCCGAGCAAAUUCAAGGUGAGAUUGAGAAACUCAAUCAAACUCUUGACUCCAAGGAGAUUGCAGAGGUCAAUGAGAUCAUUCUCUGGAUCCUUUACGGCAGGGAGUGGUUCAAGCCGCGUCAAAUGGCAGCUGUGCUUUAUCAGAGAAGUGGCGACCUAUCGCUCCUGCCUUUGGAAACGAAGCUGCAGAUAAAAUACUCCUUGUUUGAAGUGGACAGUGAUGGCGACAUUGACUUUCGCUCUUAUGAGAUCGCGGAGUUGAUCCCGGAAAGGAGUCAAUCUCUUGACAGCGAUAGAGAAGACUCCACCAGCACUACCAAGAAAGUCAAGUCUUCUGAGGUCACGAUUGUGCGGCACUUCUUGAACACAGUCUGCCCGCCAGAUCUAUAUGACCGAUUCGAAUUUGAGCCAUUCUUCGAGCAGAAACUCCGUGGUAAGGGUGGCCACAUAUAUCGAGAUGAUAAAGAUAUGGCCGAGGUGAAGCUUGCGGUUACCUGCUUGCGUAUUCUGACCGAGAAAAGAGAUGGGCGACGUGAAAUUCUUCGGCCGUACGCAGUGAGCUACGUUCUACAGCAUCUAUCAUCGGUGGAUCUAGCGUUUGUAGAUCGAGAAUGGAAAACUGCCGUCGGGCCUCGUCUGCUGAAGCUCUUUACAGAUGAAGCAUCGACAGACGCCUUGCUGUGGACUAACGAUCUGGAGAAGGCUGCCACAUUUGCGUGGCAUGCUCGUUCUGCAUGGCUUGAUAGCGACGGAGGCGUCACGGAAGUUUUGCGGUGGUUUAGAGACUCUGCCGUGGUGUCGAGUAUUUCUAACCCUCGGGCGAGAGCCUGGGUUAGCAGCCUUGUUUCGAGCACAUCACCCCAGAUGGACUUGCUGAAGUCAUUUGUGGAUAGGAUGGCGGUCCACUGGUUGCGGGAGGCUUCUCCUCAGCCCCUAGCCUGUAGCGCUUUUUCCUUCUUGUUUGACUCGAUGCGCAAGAUGGAGCACGGCGAGAGGUGUGAAGAACAUCAAACACCUUAUGAUCCGUCAAAGCCUACAGUGGAGAACAUUGGCAGAGUAGAGAAUUGGUGCCGCACAUUACUAGAAUCCAAAGAGACGGAUUCUUUGUGGGAAGUGCAAGUGGCCACCGUUCUACAGAACUUCUCCUUCGAGGUGGAAGCCCAAAACCGAUGCCGGAAUGCCCUGAAACUUGAUGCGGACAAUUGGCGCGCUUCUUUCUACCUAGCCCGCGCGGUUGCAUCUGAUGAAGAAGCCAUCAAGAUUCUAGAAGACGUAUCGGCACGUCUUCAAGGGGAUAGCGAAUGGAUUAAGGAUGGCUCUCACAGGAAGGCGCUUGCCGAAAUGCUCUUCGACCUAGGGCAGAGAUAUUGGUCCCUCGACAAGUUCGAGCUUGCUACCCAAUCUUAUACCAGAUCAAUUGAAACCAACUACAUCGGCUAUGAUCGUGCUUUGGCGAUUCUUGAACAAUACCACAGUCGACAUCGAUGGACGGAUAUUGUUGCUUUCCUGGAAACAAUUCAAAACACCUCUGGGGAUACACAACCUCUUUUCGAUAUGCUCGUUAAUUUGGCCAGCAAGGACACUGUGCACGAUAUUAUCUUACAAACAGCCAUGGAAACCGAGCAGUUUAGUCUCCUGGAACGCAUGUAUACUGGUGCCAUCCAGCUAGCCACUGAAAGGCAGGCCUACACGAGCCUGUACUACAUCCGAUAUCACUUUGCUAAUGCUCUUUCUCAAGAGGUGGAAAAUGAAGAGCGCGCGGUCGCACUCUGGGAGAUCGCUCUCAAGGAUGAUCUCCCCCGCUCCUUCUUAGACGUCGAAGACAUUCUCCCCAGUUUAACGAUCAAGCUUGCCCCAGUCUAUCUGCGUCGCGCAAGAGCCGCGGAACACGACUCAGACAUGGCUCAUGAUUAUCUUCGCCGGAUCUCAGAGAUCCUGCCGGACGAGGUGGCCGAGAACAAGAUCUUAUUCCCGGCAAAGCUCUAUCUAUCCAGAUACUACCAGGUAAAGGGAAACCAAGCCAAGGCGAAACAAAUCGCUCGCAGUGUGGUCGAAAUAUCCCUGGAGAUCCUGUCCGACGACGACAAAGACAAUGACUACCUCGCCUACUGGAGACUCCUACUCGUCUUUCUCCCCCUAGACGACGACCGAAACGCAUCUGCAGCAGUCAUCAUGGCCUCCCUUGCAAGCCAGGCAUCCACAGACACGAACAUCGGCCGAGAAGAAGCCCUCGUCGAGGAUCUGCAAGAGACCACCCAACCCGAAAGCUCUGAUCAAGAGACAGAAAAGUCGCAAAGCAAAGUCACGCCUACCAUCGACACCACAGUGAGCAAGUUACCACGGCAAGGAACCUUCGCUGAGCCAGACCCCAGCCCUGCUAGCCCCAUCGAUCAUCUAUCUUUCUCCCCUCCUCAGAUCUUCGCGGUCUGUGACGGCGAAUGUGGUCAUUACUGGGAGACCGCCAGCGAAAUGUGGUGGUGCAAGGAUUGUAUCAACCUGACCUUCGACCGGGACUGUUUUGAAAAACUGCAGAAGGGCACGUUGCCGCUGAACAUCUGUGACAAGAGCCAUGAGUUCUUGGUGCUUCCCAAGUGGGAUGAUGAUAAGAUGCGGAAAAUUCCAAGGGGGUAUGUCCCGUACGGCGAGCGGGCUAUCUCGUUGGAGGAGUGGAAGGGGGUGAUUAGGAAGAUGUAUGUUGAGCUGGAUGGUUAGGUAUAUUUCAGAAUGUUUAUUGUUGAGUAUGAGUGUUCAUGAUAGGUUUGGGUGAGACGUCAGGUAUCAGUCCAUGCUAACGGCCGAUUUUUGUUCCUCGAUUAGUCGAUUCAUUCUAGCGUUAUUAUAUACAGUUGCAUUAUACUCGCA